GUGACUGAUGGGGUCGGGGCCUCAAAGAUGGACAGCUAUUUCCUCAUCACUCUGCUUUUGUCCCCUCCACACCACGCUUAUUACCAGCAGCGGCAGCUCAUCCAUUUAUGGCUCCCUCUCUCUCUCUUUCUCUCUCCCACCGUUUGCUUCCUCUCCCUCCUUUUCAUAUUCCCCGGCCAUUUUUCUAUUCUUCCACUGUAAUCAAUUAUUUCUUCCAACAAUUUCUUUCCGAGUCUUUUCUGUUGAGAGUUUCUGAUCAUCUUCGGCCAACAGGGAUGGAAGGAGGAGGGAUUGUUCACAGCCUCAGCGUCAAUCUUCUCAAUGUGCUUCUGUUGUUUAUGAUUUGAUUUGAUGUCCAGAUGCACAAAAAGGAAAAGGAAUAAAAACAAUUACGGUUAGGCUGGCCAAUGCAAAAAAAUUUCCCCAGAGAGUAGGGGAGAAGUUAUGUAACCUUGCCCUUCUCCAUCAAAGAAGUGUUUUCUCUGUCUACCAUCUCCAGUUCAGCUUGCCAACAGGAGCUUUACCAAUAUCCCAUUAUUGAAGCGUGAUAUUUGCCCUCCAUGGAUCUUAUUGCAGCCCAUUAGAUUACCUGAAAAGUUUUGGGAUAAUGGACACAAGGACAGAUGCCUUUUUGACUGAGAUUUCCCCAAGUGCAGCUCCUCAGCCCCUUCUUCCUCUUCUUGCCCCCUCACCAUUAACACCAUUCACAAAUAACACCAUCCCUAAAUUAUCAGGACUUUGUGCGUUAAAAUUUUCUUCAGUUGAAAGUAUGAUGAGCAUUGCAUCAAUUGAUUGCGUGGGUGUAUUCGCACCAUUUCUGGCCAAUGUAAUUUGUUGUCCACAGUUAGAAGCCACUUUAGCUGUUCUCAUUGGUCAAUCUAGCAAGGAUACCAAUAUGCUUGCUCUAAAUGGGAUGCUGGCAAAGCACUGCCUAUUGGACUUUGAGCAAAUUCUGGUUGGUCAGGGUGCCAGUGAUUAUCUGCAAGAAAUAUGUUCGAUCCGUCCUACAAACCUCACAGCAGCUUCUUGCCCGGUGAAUGAUGUUAAUGAGUUUGAGAGCACAGUGGAUGCUUCAAACCUCCUUGCUUCCUGUGAAAAGAUUGAUCUUGUGAAUGAAUGUUGUAACCAGAUUUGUCAGAAUGCUAUAUCAGAAGCUGCUAGAAAGCUUGCACUAAAGGCCUAUGAUCUAUUGAGCACAGACAAGUCUCAUGCAUUGUCUGACCACUCUACUAGGGUUAGUGACUGUAAAGUUAUUGUACACAGAUGGUUGGCAAGAAAACUUGAUCCUUCUCAUGCAAAGAACAUUCUUAGGGGACUAUCUAACUGCAACAUCAACAAAGUUUGCCCUUUGGUUUUUCCUGACAUGGGCAGUGUCACCAAGGCCUGUGGAAAUGGGUUAAGCAACCGGACAGCAUGUUGUCGCGCAAUGGGGAGUUAUGUGUCUCACUUGCAAAAGCAAAGCUUCAUAACCAACUUGCAAGCUUUAAAUUGUGCUGCAUCACUUGGAAUCAAACUUCAGAAAGUAAAUAUUACUGAAAAUAUUUAUAGUAACUGUCACAUCAGCCUAAAGGACUUUUCCCUUCAAGUUGGAAUUCAAGAGUCUGGAUGCCUUUUGCCAAGUUUGCCAUCGGAUGCAAUGUUUGACAAAAUCUCUGGAGUUACCUUCCUCUGUGAUUUAAAUGAUAACAUUCCAGCUCCUUGGCCUUCUACUCCCCUAGUACCAGCUUCAUCCUGUAAUAAAACGGUCAAAAUUCCUGCACUUCCAGCAGUAGCAUCUGGGCAAAGUGGUCGUCAAGACAACUAUUACAUGUUUCAUAAGCUUCUUGCAACUUCAGUGGUGGUGCUCAUGAUUGUCCUGUAAAUUUCAGUUGAACUAUGCUUGGCGGUCUAGUUGAGAAUGAAUGGAAAGCUUCCCCUAUGCCUGAUUGAAUUUAUCAGCCCUUGGAGAACAAACACACACAAUCACAUCCAUCAUGCUAUAUAUAAGAGAAGACUUGAUGCCCUUCGUCCAACCUGUAUGAAUCAGGAGAGCAUAUCUCAGUAUGAGGUGAGUCUUUAAGUUUGGAUUUGUCUUAAUAUCUAUUCAUCAUCAUUCUUUCAAGCUUGUGUAAUAAAUUUUUGUAUAGAAUGUUCACACAAGUGAGAGAGAGUAACGUCUUUGUUGCCAUUUGAAUUCAGAACGCAGAGAGAGCAAUUGAAUGUUAUCUUCUUUGCACAAGCAAAUAGUGAAAACUGGAACAAUUUGUUCACUGUUCAUCUUCUUGGGUUUGUGAAAUGAACUUGCCCCCAAAUAUAAGAAUAAAAAAAUAAUAAGAAAAACAAACAUGAUCAGGCCCAGCCAGCAGGUGGUGAGAGUAAUGGGUGGCAAAGGUUGCCUUGGUUUAUAAAGACAUUUUUGUUCUGGACCUCGAAUGUUAAAUUAUAGUGGGUAAGUGCUAAGUGGGUAACAGAGACUUCUUCUUUAUUGUUGAACUCACAAUCUCUGUGACAUUUCCCAAUUGGCAUUGAGCUCCAUGUCUUCAUGCAGCACAGCCUCAUCAUUGUCACUAUACCCUUCUUCUAUAGGGAAGUGAGGCUGGAAGACUGAUUGGUUUUUUUUUUUUUUUAAUCUUUUUCAAUUAAUAAUUAUCUCUGAGGGACCAUUUCUGUAGUUUAUUCAGAAGAUCAGGCCAUGUAUCU
This is a messenger RNA of Diospyros lotus (date-plum), 2679 nucleotides long. RefSeq lists its product as uncharacterized. Gene Ontology annotation, cellular component: plasma membrane. The record is from RefSeq and is a predicted model, not a curated record. Lineage: Eukaryota; Viridiplantae; Streptophyta; Magnoliopsida; Ericales; Ebenaceae. Bases 608 to 1861 code for a protein of 417 amino acids. The transcript is spliced from 9 exons.